Molecule: messenger RNA, 2091 nt
Organism: Mus caroli (Ryukyu mouse)
Lineage: Eukaryota; Metazoa; Chordata; Mammalia; Rodentia; Muridae
Gene: Psmb11
Product: proteasome subunit beta 11
Cellular component (GO): cytoplasm; proteasome core complex
Molecular function (GO): threonine-type endopeptidase activity
Source: RefSeq, a predicted model, not a curated record
CCUCAGGGAUGGCUCUUCAGGAUGUGUGCAAGUGGCAGACUCCUGACACUGCCAGACCAUCCGUUCACUUGCCUCAGGCCAGUGGCUGGGCUGUACCCCGGGGCUGUGACCCUCAAACCUUCCUGCAGAUCCAUGGACCCAGGCUGGCUCAUGGCACCACUACCCUGGCUUUUCGCUUCCGUCACGGUGUCAUCGCUGCGGCUGAUACUCGGUCCUCCUGUGGCAGCUAUGUGGCGUGUCCAGCCUCACGGAAGGUCAUUCCUGUGCACCAGCGUCUCCUGGGUACCACCUCUGGGACCUCUGCUGACUGUGCCACAUGGUACAGGGUGCUGCAGCGGGAGCUGCGGCUUCGGGAACUGAGGGAAGGCCAGCUGCCCAGUGUGGCAGGCACGGCCAAACUCUUGGCAGCUAUGAUGUCCCGCUACCGCGGUCUGGAUCUGUGUGUGGCCACUGCCCUCUGUGGCUGGGACCACUCUGGCCCUGCUCUCUUCUAUGUCUACAGCGAUGGCACUUGUCUGCAGGGAGAUAUCUUCUCAGUAGGCUCUGGGUCUCCCUAUGCCUAUGGUGUGCUUGAUUGUGGCUACCACUAUGACAUGACCAUCCAGGAAGCCUACACCCUGGCCCGCUGUGCUGUGGCCCAUGCCACCCACCGUGAUGCUUAUUCAGGGGGCUCAGUGGACCUCUUCCACGUUCGGGAGAGCGGAUGGGAGUAUGUAUCCCGCAGUGAUGCUUGCGUGCUGUAUAAGGAGCUGCAGAAAGCCCGGAGCUUGGAGCAGGAGCUGGAGGCAAAAGCUAGUGGAGUCCAUUCGGAGCCUGCCGAACCGCAAGGUGCUCGAGAAUGUAAAGAACUCUUUGUGGAGCAAGAGGAGGUGACGCCAGAAGACUGCGCGAUAAUAGUGAAGACUGAGACAAUGUAAGAAAGGACAGAACUUGGGGACUGCCAGGACAAGGGGUAGGGAAUGAGGCUGCCUUGGCAGGGUUAGUUCUGGGAGCAGCCUCGGGCAUCUGGCUCUCGCCCUUUUGGGUUUCCUGCUUUGUUUAAGUCCCCAUCCUCUCUGCUUCCCAGAGCUACUGAUGUCUCCGUCCAACAUGUUCUAAUGAUACCCAAUGGAUGGUAUAGCCUCCUUCUGCCUCUAAAGUGACUCAACAAACACUCGUUGCAUGGCUACUGUGUGCCAACUGUCAUGCUAUGUGCUGGGCCCUCUUUUGUCAUUCCACCCCAGUUGGUAUUCUCAUUUUGGUCCUUAUCUGGUUUGUUUUCUCUUUCAGCUGGUCACCUUUUCAACUUGGUCAGGCUGGACGGCCAGGAGAGAGCCUAGUUUAGUGAUGGGCUUGUCUCUGCUGGCCCUCCACACCCCGACCCCCACCAUGACUGUAAUGGCUAUAAUGAUUCCACCUAUACUGAGUGCAGUUCCCAUGACAGCUUUUGCAGGCAUGAUUGUUUAUUGAAGCUGGGUCAGGUUUAGAGAGUUACAGGACUUACCCAGGUUACAGUAGGUGACAAUGUUGUGGGGCUUAAGACACUCUUAAUCCUUCCCCAGCUCUCUGCAUCUUUCCCUCCCAGCCUCCACUGUCUUGCCUUUUUUUCUGCCUGCAUUGCAGGCUUCUGGGGAAUGGGCCAAACCCCUGCCUGUUGUCUGGAAAUGAAUGAACUCCAAGGAACUCAUGGGCUUGGAGGGGAGAGCUCAGAGAAGCUGCCCAUUCCCGGUCUCAUCUUGCUGUGUUGGCCAGGGUUUGAGCCAUGUCCUGUAGCACACACAUCCCUGCUCUCUACCCUGCAGAUCUCUCCCUGUUUCUUUGCUCCGGCCUCUCCUGGUUGUUCCUGCUGGAGAAUGAAGACCAGAGGCAGGGUGCUGUGCCUCUGGUGCCAGCUAGCACAUCUGGCCUUCCUGGCCUGCUCUGGCAUUCUAGGGAGCCUGGACUUGGACAUUCAGGAUUUGAGCUUCAGGAGCAUCACUGCCCCCUCCUCAGGGCUGGGCAUCCAGAGAAAGGGAACCCAAAGAAUUUUCCUCUCACCCGGAGCCUCCAGUCCUAAGACUGACAACUGCUUCUCCUUCCUUGACAGUGUGCAUUUCGAAUUAAGAAUUCUUU